AACGACUCCAAUUUGGAGAUGAGAUGGCGCGCAUCUAGAAGCCUGAGGGAGGAUCGGACGGUGUGCAAGCUCUAACUCCCCAUGUCGCGACUUAACCGGAACAGCCUUUAUGUCUAUCCUUUGGGCGAGAGGACGGCGACGGGCGAAAAUGUUUGGCCGCCUCCAACGCCUUCGCCUCCUCAGAUACCUCUCGGCCGUCCAAAUCCCUGCCCAACCCCUUCCUCCUAUCGCCGUACCUCCUAACUCCUUGUCCGUUGCGCCAACAGCCGCCGCCCUGAAACCCAUCAGCUGCCCCCGACUCUUCUCCCUGUAUCAUCUGAGGCGGCGAAGACCAAGCGAAAGAGUUCCUUUCUGCUCUCGGUCGACGCAGACGAAUGAAGGCGCCGCCAUGGCCUACCUCUCGGUCCGCAUUCGAUGCCGCAAAUGUGACGCUGAUAUACUUUCAGAGUCUCUACUGUGCUUUGGUGCUAGUUCUACUAGCAUGGAUGAAUUAAGUGAUUCUCAUGAUCUUGAUGAGAUUUGGAUAACUUGCAUAUUUGCAGUUAAUCAAGAUGUGCAUACUUGCAUCUCGCAUGCCAUCAGCUCAAUUGGUUUGAACUAUGGACCAAAUUAUGAAGUCUCAGUGGGUGAAGAAUGUGAUUGGGUAAAAGGUGUACAGGAAACUUUUCAUCCUGUUGAGGUUACUGCUGGUCUCUGGAUUGUCCCCAAAUGGAGAGAGCCCCCUGAUUUGCAAGCAACAAACAUAUUCCUUGAUCCGGGAAUGGCUUUUGGGACAGGGGAACACCCAACAACGAAGUUGUGUUUGAUGUUGCUACGCAAAUUACUACAUGGUGGAGAACAAUUUUUGGAUUAUGGCACAGGAUCUGGAAUUCUAGGAAUUGCUGCUGUUAAGAUGGGAGCUGCCGCAUCUAUUGGAAUAGACAUAGACCCACAAGCAGUUACUUCAGCUCGUCAGAAUAUUGCAUCGAAUGAUAUGGAUUCCAGCAAAAUGUUGGUCUACUUGGUUCCCAGCAAAACCGACUCAUCGUGUACCGAUGCCGAAACCAACAUGGAUCCAGAAGAGACACCUUUGCUUAACCUUGAACUGAAAUCUGCUAAGGGGAAAUUUGACAUCAUCAUUGCAAAUAUACUACUCAACCCUUUAUUGGAGUUGGCAAAGGAUAUUGUUUCUUAUGGAAAGCCCGGCGCAAACAUUGGUCUAUCGGGAAUCCUAUCCGAACAGGUGCAACAAAUCAAAGAAACUUACUUGCAGUACCUCGAUGAUAUCUCGGUAUCUGAAAUGGAAGGUUGGGCGUGCCUCCAUGGUAUCAGAAAAGAGAACCUGACGUUGUAGUAAGCAAUCUCCAUAGCAACUGGUAUGAUCGAUGAACAGCUGAAUUGUUGUGCUACUAUGAACAUUUUCAAAAGAAAUUAUACAUAUUUUUUGCUUGA
This is a messenger RNA of Musa acuminata AAA Group (dessert banana), 1431 nucleotides long. RefSeq lists its product as uncharacterized. Lineage: Eukaryota; Viridiplantae; Streptophyta; Magnoliopsida; Zingiberales; Musaceae. The record is from RefSeq and is a predicted model, not a curated record. The coding region runs from base 110 to 1333 and encodes 407 amino acids. Gene Ontology annotation, molecular function: protein methyltransferase activity. Gene Ontology annotation, cellular component: mitochondrion. The transcript has 7 exons. Gene Ontology annotation, biological process: protein methylation.